Messenger RNA from Lizanozyma spartinae, 2952 nucleotides. RefSeq names its product transcription factor TFIIIC subunit (gene TFC4). Gene Ontology annotation, molecular function: protein binding. The record is from RefSeq and is a predicted model, not a curated record. The transcript has a single exon. The coding region runs from base 1 to 2952 and encodes 983 amino acids. Gene Ontology annotation, cellular component: transcription factor TFIIIC complex. Gene Ontology annotation, biological process: transcription by RNA polymerase III. NCBI's taxonomy places the organism in Eukaryota, Fungi, Ascomycota, Pichiomycetes, Serinales, Debaryomycetaceae.
AUGGUGUCCAAUAAUAACGGCGUGUCGGCAGGCAAUCAUGAUGCUGUGGAAUUCAAUGGCAUGGAUGUGGACGAUGCAGGACAAGAAAUGGAUAUAGAUGAUGCCAUUCAAGAUUUUCUUGAUGAUAUGAAUGAUGAUGAUGACGAACAUGAGGAUGAGAGUGAUGAAGGGGAAGGUGGCGAUGAACAAGAAGAGUUUCUUGAUCUUUCUUCAGAGAGUGCUUACAGUGAAGAAGAAGAUGAUUAUGACGAGAAUUUCGAUUUUCAAGAAGCAUUGAGAGGUGCUGGUAACUUUCGACAAAAGAAUAAGAGGAAGACUGCAAGAUCUAAGUCAUACUGGAAACAGAAAAUGAUGAGAAGUUCAAAUAGAAGUUUGGAUCCAGAAGUAAGAUCGAAUUUGUCUCAAGCUAAUGAAGCCUUUGUGCGUAAAGAUUAUCAAGUAGCACAGAAUUUAUAUUUGGAAGUGAUCAAACUUGAUCCUAAGAAUUUCAAUGCCUAUAAAACCCUUGGAGAAAUAUGUAAGCUUCAAGGUAGACUUGCAAAAUGUUGCAAUUAUUGGUUUUUGGCUGCUAAUAUUCAUAGUUGGGAUAGUGGAUUUUGGGCCCAGGUGGCUGAAUUAAGUAAUGAUUUAGGCUUAAUUGAUCAAGCCAUAUAUUGUUAUGGUAAAGCUAUCGCUGCUGACAAUACAAAGAACCCAAAAUAUAUUCUUGCAAGAGCAAUAUUAUAUAAGGAAAAACGUCAGUUUGGGAGAGCUUUAGAAGGGUUCCAAAGACUUCAUCAAAUGUUCCCAGCUGAUACUACUGUGGUGAAAAAUCUUGCUAGUGUUUAUGUGGAUCAAAAACGGUUGAAUGAUGCCAUUAACCUUUAUGGUGACAUUUUAGAUAGGAAUAUGAGUGAAGGAUCUAGUAAUGAACUAGGACGAUUCCCAAGAUUUGGAUGGGCAGAAUUAAACAUUUUAACAGAAUUGUAUAUUCAACAACACUCUUGGCGUCAUGGUUUGAAGAUAAUUAAGGUAGUAGCUCGAUGGCUACAAAAUAGAGAAGACGAAACUUGGUGGGAAGAUCAUGAUGAUGAUUCUGAAUUUGAUUCUCAGAGAAGAACAAGAAUAUUAGAUCAGUUAUCACAACCAAUUAAAGCAAGAGCAUCAAAGAAACAAUUCCAAAUACCUAUUGAUAUUAGAUUUAAAAUGGGGUUGCUCCGAUUAUCAUUGAAUCAAAAAGAUGAAGCAAUGCAUCAUUUUGAAUUUUUACUUGAAGAUUCAGACGAUAUUGUUGAUCUUUUCUUUGAGGCAGGAAAAGUCUUAGAAAGCCAAGGAUAUUAUGAAGAUGCAUUGGUAUUUUUAACUAGGGCUUCACAAAGUGAUGAAUUGAGUCAAUCUGCUGAACUUGUAUCUUUAUGUGGUAAAUGUUUUCUGGAAGUUGGGGAUUAUCAACAAGCUUCUAGAGCUUACCAGGCAUUGCUUUACGGCGAUCCCGAUAAUUUAGAGUUUAAGCUUUCUUUGGCAGAAGCAUUAUAUCAUUUGGGAGAUGCCGAAAAUUCAGCACAUUUAUUACAAGAAGUCAGCAAUACAAGAGCCAAAUCUUCUGAUCUGAUGUCAGAUAUGCUAGAAGAUGACGAUGAAGAACCAGAAGAAGAAGAACACCCUGACGAGCUAUCAAUUAUCAAAACCAAACAUAUGAUCAAAUCUAAUAAGAAACUUUCAAAUCAAGAGAAGGAAGAGAUUGAAAAUAAGGCUCGUAGAAGAGUGUUGGAAAAAUAUGGAAGAAUGAAAAGAUUAGAAGACUCUUUGAAGAAAAAUGAUAAGGUUGCAAUAUCAGCCUGGAUGCAACUUGCAUUUCAAUUGGUAGAGAUGUUUAUGGCUGUCAGAAGUUUCUUCCCCAAAGAUAAAAAUAGGAUAUUUAAAGGUGUGCUAUUGUAUCGAAGGAUAAAACCUAUGGGAAUUGAUGAGAAACUUGCCAGAGUCUAUAAUUUGCACCAAGGAAUGACUGAAGAAGAAAACAAUAAUAGAAAUGCCUUUUCUUCCACCACUGAAUAUAGAGGACUUACUUAUGAUAUUUGGUUUAGCAUAUUUGUUCAAUAUGCACUUUUGCUUGCCAAUUUUGAAGGAAAUUUAGCAUAUGCUUCACAGAUCAUUGAAGCAGCACAGGAGGCCAGCAUUUUCUCGCAAGACAAAUUUAGAGAUUCUGUUUUAAAAGCUGUUCGUUUAAUGUUUGGAAUAAUGGGUGAAGAAUCUCUGACUUCAGUUGUGACACAUAUUCGACAUUUCCUUGCUAACAACCAAUUUUCAAGGUAUAUCUAUAUUUUCUUCAUGUGUUGUUUCCCAUCAGGACUUGGAAAUUGGGAGACUUUCACCAAUUAUAAUCACCAGAAGUAUUUUUUGAGACAAUUGAAAGCAUAUGAUUCAUUAUUAACAUCAACAAAAAUCACUGGAAUGGCUACUAUCACUGCUAAGAUCGAUGAUUAUCAAUUUACAAAGGAACCAUGCGAAUUGCUUUAUAUUUAUGCCAACUUAUUAGGAGGCUCUCGAAGUUAUGUUUCAUCCACUGUCUAUCUCAGUCGAGCAUACAAACUGUAUAAUCGAGACCCCAUGAUUUGUCUUGUGAUAGGCCUUUCUCAUGUUCACCGAGCAAUGCAAAGACUUAGUACCAACAGACACAUUCAGCUUCUCCAGGGGAUUAGUUAUAUUUUAGAGUACAAGGAACAUCGACUUUUAAGUGCUACAGUUUACGAAGAAACCGAGGUGGAGUAUAAUUUAGGUCGUUUGUUCCAUAUGCUUGGGUUGCCCACGUUAGCCAUCCGUCAUUACGAAAAAGUGUUGAUGUUACUGGAACUGAUUGAAGAUCCAACUUUUGAUCUACUGAUGGAUGCUGCGUACAACCUUACGUUGAUUUACAAUGUCAAUGGGAACUCACGAAAGGCCAGAGCCAUUAUGGAAAAGUAUUUAACCAUUUGA